Molecule: messenger RNA, 471 nt
Organism: Sycon ciliatum
Lineage: Eukaryota; Metazoa; Porifera; Calcarea; Leucosolenida; Sycettidae
Exons: 7
Coding region: 38-397 (119 amino acids)
Source: RefSeq, a predicted model, not a curated record
GUGUUCUUUUUCAUACUCAGGGGUUCCACUGGAGACAAUGGAGGAGACAAUCUAUGCAAGCUAUGGGUCUGUGAAAGACCGUAGAGACUCCAAACUUGUGCGUAGUGAUGAUUUGGCAAAGACCUGGGAAGUGAUUUUGCCUAGAUUACAGCAUUUCCUGGUCUCCUCCAAGUUUGUGUUUGCGUCCAUUGUUCGCAAAGGCACACAGAGUAUUCGCGAUUUGGUUGUUAGCGAGAGAUCGGGCAAGGUCAACUCUUGUUCAAGGCACGGAUCCCGUUUGCUCUCACUUCAGGGUCUUAUUACAUCCUGGAUACACAUGACAAGAUGGCAUUUGUUCACUGGGAUAUGGCCGGUAAAGGCGUGGGUACCCUGUAUGCGUCUGAUACACAGGGAAUAAACUAUGCUACCUCACUUUCCAAUCAUGUGCAUCAUCACAGCAAAACUGACUUCUACGUCGUCAAGUCGAUACGU